AUGGGAAAAUGGAACAAAUCCAAACUCUGGAAUGUGGCGAGUAAGGCCCUAAACAAUGCAAUACCACCAACACUCUGCCCAGAGUACACUGGCGCAGACGGCGUGACCUACGUCUACCGCACCCUCGAUUUCUGGACAUCCGGUUUCUUCCCCGGCUCGCUGUAUCUCCUCCUCGAACGGCAGACGCUCUACCCAGGUUUCUACGACAUACCAUGGCGUGUCAAUAAGAAAAGCCCACUACCUCAUAAGCUUCAGCUCCAGCACCUCUGUCAAUGGUGGACAGCCAAUCUACACGCCAACGCUGCGAAGCGCGAUACUCACGAUCUGGGAUUCAUGAUCGCACCAUGGGCCAUGAAAGCUUGGUCUUUGAAUCGAGAUCCACAGGCCUACAACAGUUUGGUUCUAGCUGCGCACUCUCUUGCUAGUCGGUUCGACGAGCGCGUUCAGUCAUUGCGUAGCUGGGACGUAUGUCAUACUAAGCGGUAUUCAUUUACCGAUCCGGAGAAGGAUUUCCUGGUGAUUAUUGAUAACAUGUUGAACCUCGACUUGUUGUUCUGGGUUGCGAAGGAGACGGGAAAUGCAAAGUUUCACGAUAUCGCAGUUGCGCAUGCGCGGACCACGGCCAAACAUCAUAUCAGAUCUGAUAACAGCACAGUCCAUGUCGUUAAUUAUGACACUGACACUGGCUUGCCCAAAUCAAAGUUCACGCAUCAGGGAUAUAGUGAUGAGAGCUGUUGGGCUCGUGGCCAGGCCUGGGGAAUACUGGGAUUUAUGCAGACCUUCGAGUGGACGGGGGAGAUGGAGUUCCUCACCACUGCACGAAGCUUGGCGGAUUAUUUUAUCCGUCGGUUACCCGAUGACGGGGUACCGUAUUGGGACUUUGAUGCUCCUGUGGACUCGUCUUGUCCGAGGGAUACCUCUGCGGGUAUGGUGGCGGGUUGUGGGAUGUUGUUGAUUUAUAAGGCGUUGAGAGGCGUGGAUGAGGAUGCUGCUGAAUUUUACUUAAAGUCUGCGGUGAGGAUAUUGGCAGGGACAAUGAACGGGUUUAUGACGCCUGGCGAUCUGAGGUUCGAAGUUGGGGAGUCUGAUACCGUGGUGCCGACGUAUCCUGACGAUCUGCCUGAACAUGAAAGGAGGCAAUCGGGAGCGCUUAGGGUUACGGAUUCUCGAUUGACGCAAAAUGGGAAUGGUACCUCCAAGAACACACCAGAGACUAUCAUCGAUGGUGCGACGAUAAAUAACUACGAGUUCGCUACUCGUCGCUGGGCAAACCAUGGUCUGGUCUACGCCGAUUAUUAUUUUAUGCUGAUGGGAAACAUGCUCUUAGAGCUAGGGCUGGUUAGUGGGACAAGAUUGUUGUAG
This is a messenger RNA of Aspergillus oryzae RIB40, 1362 nucleotides long. RefSeq names its product glycoside hydrolase family 88 protein. Gene Ontology annotation, biological process: polysaccharide catabolic process. The transcript has 3 exons. The coding region runs from base 1 to 1362 and encodes 453 amino acids. Gene Ontology annotation, molecular function: chondroitin hydrolase activity. NCBI's taxonomy places the organism in Eukaryota, Fungi, Ascomycota, Eurotiomycetes, Eurotiales, Aspergillaceae. The record is from RefSeq and is a predicted model, not a curated record.